AUGCACAGUUACGACAACGAGUGGAGGUUUGACAACGUGGCGGGCGAAGCCAUUGGUUUAGGGUCUCGUGGGAAUACGGCAGAAGCUCCUACAAACAAAACCCUUUCUAGAGAAUACGUCAGGCCGCCAGUACCUCUGGACAAAUCAAUAGGCAAAUCUACUACGGAGAAAUCUGAAGAUGUUUCUGGUGAGAACGUGAAAAAGGUUGCUAUAAAAAACACCGACUUUGAAGAAUACGUCAGGCCACCAGAACCUCCGGACAAAUCAAUAGGCAAAGUUACUACGAAGAAAUCUAAAGAUGGUUCUGGUGAGAUAAAGAAAUUAGUUGCAAUAAAAAUCACCAGAUCUGGAGAAUACGUCAGGCCACCAAUACCUCCGGACAAAUUAAUCGGCAAAGUUACUACGAAGAAAUCUAAAGAUGAUUCUGGUGAGAACGUGAAAAAAGUUGCUAUAAAAAACACCGACUUUGAAGAAUACGUCAGGCCACCAGUACCUCCGGACAAAUUAAUCGGCAAAGUUACUACGGAGAAAUCUAAAGAUGGUUCUGGUGAGAUAAAGAAAUUAGUUGCAAUAAAAAUCACCAGAUCUGGAGAAUACGUCAGGCCACCAAUACCUCCGGACAAAUUAAUCGGCAAAGUUACUACGAAGAAAUCUAAAGAUGAUUCUGGUGAGAACGUGAAAAAAGUUGCUAUAAAAAACACCGACUUUGAAGAAUACGUCAGGCCACCAGUACCUCCGGACAAAUUAAUCGGCAAAGUUACUACGGAGAAAUCUAAAGAUGGUUCUGGUGAGAACGUGAAAAAAGUUGCUAUAAAAAACACCGACUUUGAAGAAUACGUCAGGCCACCAGUACCUCCGGACAAAUCAAUAGGCAAAGUUACUACGGAGAAAUCUGUAGAUGGUUCUGGUGAGAUAAUGAAAAAAGUUGCAAUAAAAAUCACCAGAUCUGCAGAAUACGUCAGGCCACCAGUACCUCCGGACAAAUUAAUCGACAAAGUUACUACGAAUAAAUCUAAAGAUGGUUCUGGUGAGAACGUGAAAAAAGUUGCUAUAAAAAACACCGGCUUUGAAGAAUACGUCAGGCCACCAGUACCUCCGGACAAAUCAAUAGGCAAAGUUACUACGGAGAAAUCUGUAGAUGAAGAUGGUCCUUAUGAAGUUACACGACAAUUGGCGCGAUCCACCGAUCUCCAACUGUCCAGAGUUACGGAAAGCUGCUAUGAACAAUUGAAAUCGGCAAUUGAAGAUGACGUAGAGCACAUUAGUGAGUCGCUCAUCAGUAAAUGGCGGAUGUCAGAAAUCAACCUUGAGAAAAUCAGAACAUUGAUCAGAAAUAAUCAAAGAAGAAAUGCCUCGCAAUACACUUUGGAAUCAAUACUUGGCGGAGAUACUGUGAACUGUAGAAUGUUUUGGAAUGUACUUUCCGAAACGCAAAUAAACCCGCAGUAUUUGAUGAAGUUGCUGACGCAGGACAUCGAGAGAGAUGUGAAACAUCGACACAGAUGCAAUCUCAGAAGUCAGAGCAGGAAACUAAACUUGCUCAAGCCACGUUUAAUUUCUGACAUGUACACUGAGCCAACGAUUACCGUGAUACAACAUGAGCAUGCAAAUGUAACAAGAGAAAGUAAUGAACCUACUGGAAAAGUUGAGAACCCUGAAUUAUUCAGACCAAGCAACAGAGAUUCCGAUAGGUCGACGAUCAGCGUCGUCUGUGGGCCUGCAGGAACUGGGAAAACUACCCUGAUUCAGAAGUUAAUCUAUGACUGGGCGACAGGAAUGAAACAUGAAGAGUUCAGUUUUGUCCUUCAUUUCAAAAUUCAGAACCUAAAAGCAAUGAAAGGACUCAUAACUUUAAAUAGACUGACACUUGACGUAUAUCCUUAUAUGGAAAAUUAUUUGGAUCAUCUGUGGAAUGAACCCAAGAAGUUAUUGUUUAUAUUUGAUGAUUUAGAUCAAUUGUAUCUACCAUUAACUCUCCCUGACGCUGGUAGAAACAGCAAUCCACGAUACAGAUGUACCGACACAGAGUCUGAACAUUUAGUAUGCGAUAUCGUACGCUGUCUCCUGCAGGGAGAAUUUCUAAGAGGUUGCUCUGUGCUGAUCACAACCCGAGUUUGGAAUCUAGAACUUCUCGAUCACGUAACAGCAGAUUCAAAUUUCCAGGUUCUGGGAUUCACUACUAAGAAAGCAAAAGAAUAUUUUUGCCGUUAUCUCUGCAAUCGACAGAAUGCAAAUCAAAUUGUGGAAUUAAUUGAGCAGAAUGAAAUAUUGUGGAAUAUGUGUAGAAACCCUUUAUUUUGCGUCACCCUCGCCUCGUCACUAGUAUCUUGCCAGGCACAAGGAGGACAGAUAACAAUCCCUAUCGUAAGCCAUACCAAGGUGCUCUCUGACUACGUCACACACCUUCUCGCAAAAUGUGGUUACAGCAGUGACAUAAAUCGGAAGUGUUUAAUUGUAGUUGGUGAACUGGCUGAGAAGGGAAUUAGGCAAAACACUCUUUCGUUUGAAGGCGACUCAUUAAGGGUUCUGGAUUCUUGUCCUCCCAUGUUUAUCUCUGCGUUUAUGUACCAGGAUCCAGACAAACAGAGUGGUGGUAUUAUUUACGAAUUCAGGCACUCCGUUUUACGAGACUUCCUUGCUGCACUCACCAAUGUCCUAAAUGCUCCAACAUCUCGACUGAAACGGAUAAUCGAUGAAAGAUCUACAGACGUUACAGGGAGAUUCAGUACAUUUUCAAUUUUUCUUGUCGGCCUGUCUUCCCGGAAGUCAACUGAUCGCUUAGAGAAGGAACUGCAGACAUUCCCUACUGAAGUUACUUCCUGUAUCUCCGAAUGGCUCACACAAAGUGUCAGCAGACGCUUGACGGACAUGGAUACAAAGCAUACUCAAAAAAUGUUUUUAAGCAUAUUGUACUCCUUACUUGAAUUUGGAGACAAUGACAUAGUGACGGAAGUGCUGAAUACCAUUACAAGCAUUAAAUUAAAUCAGCUUCGUCUGAAAUCUCCCGACUACAUUGUUUUAUCCAGAACUUUAAACUCUCUUGAAGUGAUUCAAGAACUGGACCUCAGUUCGUGCUUUGCACAACCAGAGGAAAUUUGGAAACUGGAACAACUGCUGCCCAGAUGUGUAAUUCUCAGAUUGAAUCAGAAUAAUCUACAAGAUUCUGGAAUGAAGCGCCUCUUCGAUGUUCUGAACAGGAGUAAAGUGAAAACACUGACGCUGCAAUCUAACCAUCUUACAGACAAUUGUCUGGAGAGUGUCUUCUCUGCUCUGACUAAAAACCCUUCGCUGAUGCAGCUGAACCUAAGCAACUCCAGUCAGGAUGAGAAACAGGCCAAUCAAUUUACUGUUGAAAAACUGAAAUAUCAUUAUGAGAGAUCUACUCAGCAGAAGGAAAUAAAAUGGCUACGCAUUAAAAAUAUUGGACAAGACAUCACACGUUCCAGCAGAGAAUCAAACUGUUUAACCCUGACAACAGACUGAACGUCUAUAAAACUUUACAUUUAAUAUGAAACAGUACUUGAUGAUAUGGACCGUUCAGUUCAUCGUAGCCUGGCGAUAUGGAACAAAAUCUGAUGUGGACCGUUUAGUUCAUUUCAGCUUGGUGAUAACGCCAGGACCUUUGACAUGGUAGAGAACUGAAACUUAAAAGAAGUUCUCAACUACUUAGAGCAAACACGAGGAAAUCUGCAGAUGCUGGAAAUUCAAGCAACACACACAAAAUGCUGGUGGACCACAGCAGGCCAGGCAGCAUCUAUAAGGAGAAGCACUGUCGACGUUUCAGGCCGAGACCCUUCGUCAGGACUGACGAAGCAUUUUGUAUGUGUUGUUCUCAACUAGCUUGCAGUUUUGCUUUUUGUAUUGUGGGUAGAAUGGUGGAGUGACAGGUUGGUUGCUGAAAGAGCAACCAGGCUGCAUAAGGGGGAAUCUAAUAGGGGAGGACAGAAGGCCAUUGAAGAAAUAAAAAAGGGGAGGAGCACCAGCAGAAGAGGGAGGCGAUGGACGGAAACGUACAUAAGGUGAGAUAGAGAGAAGUGUGGGACUGGAAAAGGGGAUGGGGUGUCCACUUUAAUCGGUUCCAGAAAUUGAUGUUCAUGACGUCAGGUUGGAGGCUACCACGACAGAAUAUAACAUUUUUCUUCUACAUCCUAUGAUCAACUCAUUUCUCCCCGCUUAUCUCCUUCCUAAAACUCAUUCUAACUGACAGAUAUUGCAUUAACGUUUUUGGCACAUUGUCAGAAGAUCGUCUGUAUAGAAUUGUGCAAACAUUAGAGAGAAUCACCGAUCUCCAGCUGCACAGCGUUACGUCAAACCACCAUUAGCGAGCGGCAUCGGCAAUUAAAGAUGUCAUGGAGAGCAUUAGUGAUCAGUCCUAAGUGAGGGGCACAUGACGGAAUUAAACCUGGAGGUAUAGAUAAUGUCUUUAGGAGUGAUAUAUUAAGUCAUAUAUACGACAUUUUCUGAAGAAUGCUUAAAGGUUGCCAAGUUACGAUGCAGCCAUUAUUAUUAAUUAUUUGAAUUACUUUUAAAAAUAAAUUGUUAAUGUAGUCCUUGUUUUGAAGCUGAAACUUCAAGUGAACAGCUGUCGUGCAUUGCUAUGUUUAGAUGUUUACAGGUCGGAGGUGGUCAGGUAGAUAAUCAGAACGGUAGGCAGUACUAGUGUUAGUAUAGCAAUUACCGGCUGCUCGCUCCAUAAGACGAUAAGAUAUAGGAGCAGAGGUAGUGCAUUGAGCCCAUCGAGUCUGCUCCACCAUUCAAUCACGGGCUGACCCAACUCUUCCAGUCAUCCCUGUCCAAUGUCUUCUCACCAUACCGUUUGAUGGUCAGGCUAAUCAAGAACUUAUUUAUCUCUGCUUCAAGGGCACCCAAAAAUGUUUACUGCACGGCCGCUCAUGGGAACAAAAUCCAUAGAUUUACCAGCUUCUGACUAAAGUAAUUUAUCCACAUCUUUGUUCGAAACGGACGUCCAGCAGUCCUAAAUACGUGUUCUCUUGUCCGGGACUCCCCUACCCUUGGAAAUAACUUUGCUGUAUAUAUAAUCUGUUCAGGCCUUUUAACAUUCAGAAUGUUUCUAUGAGAUGCCCUCAAUCUGCUGUACUUCAGGGAAUACAGACCAAGAGCUCCCAGAUGUUCCCCAUGCGGUAACCCUUUCGUUCAGGAAACAUUUUUUUAAACUUCUCCGAACCUUCUCCAAUAUCAGUAUAUCUUUCUAAAAUAAGGGGCCCAAAACCGCACACAAUACCCCAAGUGUGGUCUCACGAGUGCCUUAUACAGCCUCAACAUCACAUCCCUGCUCUUAUAUUCUAUACCUCCAGAAAUUAAUGUCAGCAUUACAUUCGCAUUCUUCACGACCGACUCACCUGGAGUACCACAUGUACUGCAUCUCCUUUGUCUACCCUGUUUGUAAUUUCCUGGAUAUUCUGAAGUAGGUUAGUCAGGCAGGGUUCUACUUGCAGGAAACCAAUGCUGGCUUUGGCCUGUCCUGUUAUGAUCCUCCAGAUACUUCGUAAUCUCAUCGCUAACAAUCGAUUCCAACAAC
Hypanus sabinus (Atlantic stingray) is the source of this 5539-nucleotide messenger RNA. RefSeq lists its product as uncharacterized. Bases 1 to 3483 code for a protein of 1160 amino acids. Gene Ontology annotation, cellular component: cytoplasm. The transcript is spliced from 16 exons. NCBI's taxonomy places the organism in Eukaryota, Metazoa, Chordata, Chondrichthyes, Myliobatiformes, Dasyatidae. The record is from RefSeq and is a predicted model, not a curated record.